CAAAGAAGUGUAAAUGCAGCAACAAGAGUGAGUGGUUGAAGACAGAUCAAAUGAUGUUUCAUCAAUCAGUUGAUGCUAGACAAAUCCUGCGUCACAGGGUGCUGAUAGCUGUAUUACUUGUAUUUGCCCAGGACCUGAGCAGCGGAGGAGGAGCACAGGCAUGGACCUACAAUUACAGCAUCAGUCCAAACCGUAGAUGGCUUGAGGCCAGCCUGUGGUGCAAGCAGCACUUCACAGACAUGGCGGCCAUCCAGAAUCAGGAGGAGACUGACUUCCUGAACAAUCUGCUGCCGUUUAACCAAAAAUAUUACUGGCUAGGAAUUCGCAAAGUGGGUGGAGGAUGGAUCUGGGAUCGAACCGAUGAGAAGGUGCCCCAAGAGGCUCAGAAUUGGGCAACAGAGGAGCCAGAUAACAUAGUGGAUCAGGACUGUGUAGAGAUUUAUAUUAAGCGGGAGAUUGACACAGCCAAGUGGAACAAUGAAAACUGUCGCAAGAAGAAGGGAACUGUCUGCUACACUGUAUCUUGUACACAGGAUUCCUGCAGUGCCCAUGCAGACUGUAUGGAGACCAUAGGGAACUAUACCUGCCAGUGCCAUCCUGGUUUCCAGGGGUCACGCUGUGAAGAGGCAAUUGAAUGCAAAACAUUGCUGGAUCCAGAACAAGGUUCCCACUACUGUUUCCAUCCCUAUGGCUCCAAUCGUUUCAACUCUUCCUGCCAUUUCCAAUGUGAACUUGGCUUUCAGUUGGUAGGUGUGCCCCAACUGCUAUGCCAAGCCAGUGGAAAUUGGAACCAUCCUGUUCCUCUGUGUCAAGUUGAACAGUGUCCGGUUCUGAACCACGCCAACAUCAGUGGAGGUGAUAUGAACUGCAGCCAUCCCAUUGCACCUUACAGCUACAACUCCACCUGUGAGGUCAGGUGUAACGAAGGCUAUGAGCCCAGUGGACAGGACCAGAUACGUUGUGACCACACCGGCCGGUGGACAGCCAGUGUCCCAGCAUGCACAGUGAAAAAGUGCUCCCCCAUUUUCUCUCCUGUUACGGGCAACAUGACAUGCGUGGACACUCUGGAGCCUUUCUCCUUUGGCUCACAGUGUAACUUCACUUGCCAGGAAGGCUACUACCUCACCGGAGACAACAUACUCACCUGUCUGGCCUCUAGACAAUGGAGUGAACCUACACCUACAUGCACAGUGGUACAGUGCGAGAGUCUAAAGGCUCCGCCCCGUGCCUCCAUGCAAUGCCAGGACCCUCUAGGAGUGCAUAGCUAUGGCUCAAUAUGCACCGUGCAAUGUGAAGAAGGAUUUGAUCUGAUUGGCACAAACGUGACAAAUUGUUCUUCGCAGGGCAACUGGAGUCACGCACUUCCUGUUUGCCAGGCUAAGAGGUGUGGUCCAAAAAAUUCUCCUCCUCAUGGCUCCCUGUCCUGUUCUGACCCAAAUGGUUCCUUCAGUUUUGGUUCUCAGUGCACAACAGCCUGUAACGAUGGCUUUCUACUGAAUGGGACAGCCAGCACUGAGUGCACCUCCCUGGGCAUGUGGAGUGCAGACAUCCCACGUUGCUUGGCUAAGAGAUGUUCCACUCUGAGCUCUCCCCGUCAUGGCUCCUUAGCCUGCUCUGAUCCCCAUGAAGAGUUCAGUUUUGGUUCUCGGUGCACAUCAACCUGUGAGGAGGGAUUUCUCCUGAAUGGUACAGCUGACACGGAGUGCACCUCUCUGGGCAUGUGGAGUGCAAACAUCCCACGUUGCUUUGCUAAGAGAUGUCCCACUCUGAGCUCUCCCCGUCAUGGCUCCUUAGUCUGUUCUGAUCCCCACAAAGAGUUCAGUUUUGGUUCUCGGUGCACAUCAACCUGUGAGGAGGGAUUUCUCCUGAAUGGUACAGCUAACACAGAGUGCACCUCUGUGGGCGUGUGGAGUGCAAACAUCCCACGUUGCUUGGCUAAGAGAUGUCCCACUCUGAGCUCUACUCGUCAUGGCUCCUUAGUCUGUUCUGAUCCCCAUGAAAAGUUCAGUUUUGGUUCUCGGUGCACAACAAACUGCGAGCUGGGUUUUCUCCUGAAUGGAACAUCUAACACGGAGUGCACCUCUCUGGGCGUGUGGAGCAGAGAAAUCCCCCUCUGUCUGCCACAGCCAUGCCCUCUACUGGCCAAGGCUCCUCAACAUGGGAGGAUGAACUGUAGCCAUCCAUACUCGCCUUUCAGCUAUGGCUCCCACUGUAAGUUUGAAUGCAAUGAGGGUUUCAGGCUGAAAGGAACACCAACUAUGACUUGCAACAACUCAGGCCACUGGAGUCAGGAUCUACCCACCUGCCAGCUGGUACAGUGUGAGGCUAUUCGUGUCUGGUCUUUACCUCUGUCUAUGAACUGCUCCCAUCCUCUGGGGAACUUCAGCUUUGGCUCCCAAUGUCUUUUCUCCUGUAAAGAGGGAUAUUCCCUGAAUGGCAGAGAGGUGUUGUUUUGCUCUUCCACUGGAUUUUGGAACGCCAGUCAGCCUAAAUGCACAGCGGAAGGUAUGCCAGUGGGGACAGCCAUGCUGAUGUAUACAGGUGUAGGUGCAGCCUCUGUUGUCGUGCCACUUGUCCUGAUAGGACUGGGUUUGUUGAUUAUGAUGCGAUUUAAGAAAAGAGGAAAUAUGAUCAUGUCUGAUGUGCCAGCUUGGGGAGACAGAGAGAAUCCAGCAUUUGAAUUUUGAUUUAUUUUAGUUAGUUCUGUUUGUAGCAAAUACUGCAGUCAAAUGCUUGCUAUCAUAGUUAUUGCGUGAUACUGGUACAAAAAUAUUAUAGUAGGCCUAGAGCUUCAUAUUAACUGUGAUUUUAAUUUCCACUCAGAUAAUCCUUAAAAUUUUGAUAAUAAUGCACUUGAAAUAUUGACAUAGGAGUGGAUUUUCACCCCUGUCCCAUCACACUACCAUAAAAAUACUCCUGUCCCAUCCGAAUCCCAGAAGAAUGACUCCCGCCUCAUCCCAUUCAUGAUAAAAAAAACUAGCAUUUAUUUUUAAUAUUCCACAGGAAUCCCAUGACCCACACAAUUCACAAUUUAAACCUCUAAUGCACAUUUUGCAUGAAAACCUUCACCUUUUGUUAUUAAACAACCCAAAGCAUGAUACACAAUUCAUGCACAAUACACAUACAAUUUGUAUGCAGCCUUGGCUUUGUGUUCUGCUUGUAGCCUAUAUUGAUAAAUUGUCAAUAAACCAUCAACAAUUCUUGAA
Messenger RNA from Micropterus dolomieu (smallmouth bass), 3206 nucleotides. Its product is annotated as selectin P. Gene Ontology annotation, molecular function: sialic acid binding; oligosaccharide binding. The record is from RefSeq and is a predicted model, not a curated record. Gene Ontology annotation, biological process: leukocyte tethering or rolling; heterophilic cell-cell adhesion; response to cytokine. Bases 51 to 2687 code for a protein of 878 amino acids. Lineage: Eukaryota; Metazoa; Chordata; Actinopteri; Centrarchiformes; Centrarchidae. Gene Ontology annotation, cellular component: membrane; external side of plasma membrane. The transcript is spliced from 16 exons.